AAAUAUAAUUCAUAGUGUAGAGUUUGUCACAAGGAGUUGUUGUCUCUUGUGAAACUCAUACGACAUUAUUUCUGAAAUGGCUAGAUUGAAUGUGCAUUUUAUCGUAGGAUGCACGUUAGUUUUCUUUGUUGUAUUAGCGAAAAAGCCAUCAGAAAAACCAUCAUGGGCCAAGAAAGAUAUUCGGGAUUUUACUGAUGCUGAUAUGGAACGACUUCUGGACCAGUGGGAGGAAGAUGAAGAGCCAUUGGAAGCAGACGAGUUACCUGAACAUCUUAGACCUCAACCCAACUUGGACUUAUCUAAGGUGAUGGAUGCCGGUAACCCAGAAAAUAUCUUGAAGAUGACAAAGAAGGGCAAGACAUUGAUGACGUUUGUAUCAGUGUUGGGGAAUCCAACGAGGGAAGAAAGUGAAGAAAUCACCAAACUAUGGCAGGGAAGUCUCUGGAACAGUCAUAUUCAGGCUGAACGAUACAUGAUUGAUGACGACAGAGCUAUUUUCAUGUUCAAAGACGGAUCUUUGGCUUGGGACGCCAAGGAUUUCCUUGUCGAACAAGAUAGGUGCAAAGAAGUCAUGAUUGAAAACAAGUCAUACUAUGGAAAAAACUACAAACCCCCGGGUGAAUCAACUGAUGCACCUCCAACUAAGAAGAGUAAAUCAAACCAGAAAAGCAAGGAGGAACUAUAACUGUUUUCUCCAUGGGGAAGUUGUACUGGCUGUACAUAGCAACGUUCCUGGACCUACUGGCCACCAGUCUACUCGUACCCUUCCUGCCGUUGCAUCUUGCCUCCUACGGCCUGCCCAGGCUAGUGGUCGGGGUGAUUACGUCUGUAUACCCUUCAGUGCAGUUGUUUUCUAGCCCCGCUAUAGGCUUUUAUUCACAGAAAUACGGACAGAAAUGUACUCUUAUCACGUCACUUCUCCUGUGCUCACUGGCAUAUUACUCUAUAGCGACCACUUCGUCUGUUUUAGUAAUUUUCAUCUGCAGAGUAAUUCUUGGUCUCGCUAAACACACACAGACAAUUUGUAAAGCGGCUUUUUUACUGCACAAUGAUAUUUUAAAUAAAAACGUAGGGUUUGGGGGAUUGAGUGCAGCUGAAGCCUUGGGAUUCAUGUUAGGUCCAGUGAUCGGGGGUCACUUUAUAGGGAGGGAAGAUGGUUUUCGAUACUUGUGUAAAAUGACUGCGACUUUAUUUGUUUUUAAUUCCCUUAUAGUGUAUUUAGUUCUUCCAAAGGAAAAUCGGGUGGUACAUGAUAGCUCAAAGACAAGUGAAAAUGUAGUAAAAGUGUAUCAAGUGAAAGAUUGUGAAAAUUUUCUUACUUUUUGGGAUACAUUAUUGCUAAAACUAAUCCUGUGUUUUUCACUGUCAUUGUUCUACACAAAUUAUCAUGUUAUGGUUGUCGAAUAUCUAAUGAUGCCUCAUAGUAUGGUGGGGUAUACCAAUUCAUUCCAAGGGCUUAUUUGUAUUAUUACUGGUUUAUUUGCUAGUAAAAUAUCAGAUCUGUAUUUGUGUAGGGAAUAUUAUUUUAAGUUAAGUAUCUGUUUUUUACUACUAUCCAGCUCAUUUUUUCUCAUCGAUUUUGUUUCAGAAUGUGUGACCUUUGUUAUUAGUUUGAUUCCUCUAAGCUGUAGCUCGAGUUUAUUGAGAAUUUAUCUUACUGAAGCUUUACUAAGCCAUCCCAAUUUAAAUAAUAGAGCUUCUAUUAUAGGUUUAGAAAAUUCAAUUGCUACAAUUGCAAGUUUAGCUAGUCCUUUUGUUUUUGAAUUUUUCUCUUACUUGAGUGCAACAUUAUCAAUAACUUACUUAGCGUUCUUGAUCUCUGGCUUUGGGUCAAUGUUAUCCUUAAUUCUUUUUCUGACGAAAGGAAAAGAAAUAUAUCCAACCAAAGUUGUCACCGGAAUUAAAACUGAUUAACACCCUAAUCGUUUUUAAAUUAAAUAUACUCACCAUAUAAUGUAGAACUUUUUACUUUGAUCAUGAACUAUUGACUAUAAAAUAAUCUACUCAAGCCAUUCCUUUUUAUUAUCGUACACUCUUGCAUGUUUUCUUAUAAAAGUUUGUUGCAUUCCCAGAUUUUGUUUCUUUAAUACAAAAUAUAUGUGAUCUGAAAACUGAAUGUAUUUACACUGUGAGUUUAAAAAUCUAACUCUUUUCGAGAAAAUUUUCUCCACUACUUUGUUUUUCUAUGUUACUUAAAUUUUUGCCCUAUGGUAUGACUGUUGAGAUCAAUGAAAGGCAGAUGCUCAUGGUCAAUUC
Macrosteles quadrilineatus (aster leafhopper) is the source of this 2256-nucleotide messenger RNA. It is a transcript of the gene boca, whose product is annotated as LDLR chaperone boca. The record is from RefSeq and is a predicted model, not a curated record. Lineage: Eukaryota; Metazoa; Arthropoda; Insecta; Hemiptera; Cicadellidae. The coding region runs from base 77 to 685 and encodes 202 amino acids. Gene Ontology annotation, biological process: protein folding. The transcript is spliced from 5 exons.